Myxocyprinus asiaticus (Chinese sucker) is the source of this 4245-nucleotide messenger RNA. Its product is annotated as protein kintoun-like. NCBI's taxonomy places the organism in Eukaryota, Metazoa, Chordata, Actinopteri, Cypriniformes, Catostomidae. Gene Ontology annotation, biological process: axonemal dynein complex assembly. The record is from RefSeq and is a predicted model, not a curated record. The coding region runs from base 1558 to 3927 and encodes 789 amino acids. The transcript is spliced from 2 exons. Gene Ontology annotation, cellular component: cytoplasm.
UCCAGCCAGGUCUCCUAAGCAACCAAAUUGGCCCGGUUGCUAGGGAGGGUAGAGUCACAUGGGGUAACCUCCUCGUGGUCACUAUAAUGUGGUUCUUGCUCUCGGUGGGGCGUGUGGUGAGUUGUACGUGGACGCCGCGGAGAAUAGCGUGAAGCCUCCACACGUGCUAUGUCUCCAUGGUAACGCGCUCAACAAGUCACGUGAUAAGAUGCGCGGAUUGACGGUCUCAGAUGCGGAGGCAACUGAGAUUCGUCCUCUGCCACCCGGAUUGAGUCACUACGCCACCACGAGGACUUAGAGCGCAUUGGGAAUUGAGCAUUCCAAAUUGGGGAGAAAAGGGGAAACUUUUUUUUUAAUAAAUAUAUAUAUAAAUUACUCCCUUCAUAUCCCUUUUCUCUUAUGUAUAUUUUUAUCUGCAUAUUCAUUAUUUUGGCACUUUUGUUUAAUCCCCUUGCUGCUGAAUUUUAUUUCUCUUUUUGUUUUUCUGUUCUGAAAGCUCGUGUCUGUUAUUGCAAUACAAUAAAAAAGAAGUGUGUCUUCUCGUCGAUAUCCACUUCAGACACUCGGAGAAUUUAAACUAUCAUAAAUCCGGCUUACAGGCUGGACAGGGCUUCAUAAUAUAUUAUGUAAUUGUAACAUUCACAUGUUUUUAUCACCAGCAGCUUGUCAGUCGCACUUGAUUAAUAUAAAUGUUUUUUUUUUACCGGGUGUUUUUGGUAAAACACGUAAUCUUUCCCGGCUCGGGAAUGUGCAGUUCAUAAAUACUUCCAUUAAGAAUAAAGGUAACGUGUCUUUUAAAGAAACUCGGAAAACUCGAGAGUUCCUCUCCGUUAUGCCGUUUGUCGUAACGACAAAUGUGACGUAAAUUCUGUCAUGUGACACUAUAUUUUUGUGUUAAUGCCAUUUUUCUCGAUAAAAACUGUUUCCAAACCAGUUUUUCACGACAAUUGAUGUGUCGACAUAGGGUUUAUGUGCUAAACGUAAACAGAAAAAUAUUAUGUUGACAAUUGUAAAAUUCGAUAAUUUGCGUUUCCAUCGGCUUUAUUUUGAUGCACUAAAACUCCUUUAGCAAAAAAUCCUUGUAUGGAAUCGUAGUUAAUGACGAGAAAUGCCACAGCAAAUGCAAAAAUGAAGUUAAAAUUACAUGAUAAAAACUCACAAUUGCGACUUAAUAUCUCACAAUAACGAGUUUAUAUCACGUAAUUGCAAGUUAUAAAACCGCAAUUGUGAAAUAAAAAGUCAGAAUUAUCUCUUUAUUUUUUUAUUACCUGCCGGUGGUUUGUGACAGGUCGACGAGUCUCUGAAUUAAUCAGACUGCUGAGACACUGAUAGUUCACAGGUGAAAUUAUUCGGUGUGCUCACGUCACAGACCGGUGCGCGCUCACGUCACAGACCGGUGCGCGCUCACGCCAGGAGCAGUUCUGCUUACCUGCAGCUCUCUGUUGUAGUCGCAGGUUUGUUUCCAUGGUUACAGACACAGUUGGCCCUCCAUUAUUCAAAGUUUCGACACUCGUCUUAAUUUUAUAAACUCACAAGCGUUUAGUUUAACAGUUAACAAUGGCUUUUGGCAGCAAACUUCAAGAACUGAAUUUGACUCGAGAUGAAAUGAAUCGAUUCGGCGAAGCUUUAAAAAAAGAAUCGUUCCGCGCGUUACUGAAUGAAUAUGCAGCAGAAAUCUCCAACCCUGAAAACAAGAGACAAUAUGAAGAAGAAAUUAAACAGCUGGAGGAGGAAAGAGGCAUGAAUGUGCAGUUUAUUCAUCCUGAAUCUCAUCAUGUGUUGAAGACGAGCAGCGCUCACGGGAAAUGCUUCAUCAAUAUUUGUUCCAAUCAAUUGAUCGAUAAACCGUCAUGCGCCGCCGCCACAGACACCGACGGUAAAACGGGUUAUAACUGGUCGUUACCGUUCAGUCUGACACCCGGGAGACCCGACAGAGAUGCUAAAGGAAACACGUGUGUGAUAUAUGAUGUAGUUUAUCAUCCAGACGCGAUUCACAUGGCAGAAAACAACAGCAGAUUUAUGAACAUGAUCAACAGCACAGCCAUCAGAGGAAUUGAAGAUUCAUUUCAAAUUAAACUAAACAGGAACACAAAACAACUACAAAUGAGAUAUAAAGGAAUUCCACAUCCAGCGGUGAUCCGCAGGCCGAUACCGGAACAUGUGGAGAAGAAGAGGAGCUCAGGUGAGGAUGGACUGUCAUUUCCGUAUCCAGAUCAGACCAGACCCAAACCAGAUCAGACCGGACCCAAACCAGAUCAAACCGGACCCAAACCAGAUCAAACCAGACCCAAACCAGAUCAGACCGGACCCAAACCAGAUCAGACCGGACCCAAACCAGAUCAAACCAGACCCAAACCAGAUCAGACCGGACCCAAACCAGAUCAAACCAGACCCAAACCAGAUCAGACCAGACCCAAACCAGAUCAGACCGAACCCAAACCAGAUCAGACCAAACCAGAUCAGACCGGACCCAAGCCAGAUCAGACCAGACCCAAAGCAGAUCAGACCAAAGCAGAUCAAACCAGACCCAAAUCAGAUCAAACCAGACCCAAACCAGAUCAGACCAGACCCAAAGCAGAUCAGACCAAAGCAGAUCAGACCAAACCCAAACCAGAUCAGACCAGACCCAAACCAGAUCAGACCAGACCCAAACCAGAUCAAACCAAACCCAAACCAGAUCAGACCGGACCCAAACCAGAUCAAACUGGACCCAAACCAGAUCAGACCAGACCCAAACCAGAUCAGACCGGACCCAAACCAGAUCAAACUGGACCCAAACCAGAUCAAACCAGAUGUUCAGUGUCCAAACAGCCCAUAAUCCCACACUACACCCUCAGAUACAGAUCAGUACUGGAUUUACAGGAGUGCUUCAGCACUCGACCCAAACACAUCAUCAUCAUCAUCGAUUUACCGCUGCUCAGAUCUGCUCAUGAUGUUCAUGUCAGUGUGACGGAGAGACGACUCGUCCUGGAAUCUCAAACAGCAUCAUAUAAACUGGAUCUGCUGCUCUCGUAUCCGGUGCAUGAAGAUAAAGGACACGCAAAGUUCAACAAAACUAACAAACAGCUGACCAUCACACUUCCUGUUGUAGCGGUGAAGAACCCUGUAAUAUCUCAGAGCAGACGUGAUGAUGAUGAUGAGGAGAGGAAGAUCAUGUCUGAUGAUGAAGCAGAAGAAAAGCCUCAUGAGGACACAGAGAAACCUUGUGAGACGGAUCACACAGAAUCAAACACGCAUGAUUCAGCAUUGGUCACAUGUGCUGUUAGUGAACUGGACCGUUUUAAUUUAACAUCUGAACCUCAAUUAAUCAACUUACUGAAAGAAACACACACAACUGAUACAGGCGACAAUGUAAUGAUCAACCCGACAGUGAUCAGAACAGAACCAGAAGAAUCGGAUCAUUUCCAUCAUACAUGUGCUCCAGAAAUCCAGAACAUGGGAACAGAGGAAGAUCCUUCCGACUUUGACAUCAAUCUACACGAGAUGUCUGUCAGUGGCUCUCAAAUCCAAACCAGCGCGACACCAGACGAUGAAGUUCAUAACACCUCAGACAGAGAACAGGAAACACCGUUUGAGCCGAACACUGACGAGCGUCCAGGAGCCUUUUCACAAGAGACAACGAUGACACAUGAAGAUGAGCGGAAAUAUCCAGUGACAUCAUCGUAUGAGCAACUGAAUGCAUGCGAGACUGAAGAACAAGAGACCAAACACUUUUCAGAAGAGCCAAGUGCUCCAUCCCAAUACGACGAGGCCGUCAGGAGCGUGACUUCAAUGGAGGAAACUGGAGUCUCAUCGAAGGAUCCAGCAGAUACUUCCAAUCCUCCACCUGUGAUUCUGAGAGAGACCGAUCCAGACGACAGAGAACUGAUCGUUUGUGAUCACAAGAUCUUCUGUUUCCAGAACACUCUAUGCUUUGAUUUGGACUAAAAGUCAAAUUCACUCAAGUGCCGUCUGUGAGGUUUUAUUCUGAGAUCAACAUGUGAUUUAUGAAUCAUUACAUCGCAUUGUUUAAGAUUUGAAUGGAAGUCAUGAAUGAAGAGUUAAGUCAUCUGUUCGUCAUCAUAGAAUAAAGUUUUGUGUUUAAAUAUAGAGAGAGAUGUUUGACUGUCUGUUCGGUUUAGUUCAAACUAUCAUUUUCAAGUGACAACCGGGAUCUCUGUGCAUCGAUUUAAAUGUGUGGAGUCACACAAUGCUGCAAUCACAUGAACGCAUGAAAACAUGAGAACCUGUUAUGCAAAUAGUUCU